This is a messenger RNA of Spinacia oleracea (spinach), 699 nucleotides long. RefSeq lists its product as uncharacterized. Lineage: Eukaryota; Viridiplantae; Streptophyta; Magnoliopsida; Caryophyllales; Amaranthaceae. The record is from RefSeq and is a predicted model, not a curated record. The coding region runs from base 105 to 479 and encodes 124 amino acids. The transcript is spliced from 2 exons.
CAUACAAGUCCUAUAAAUUUAAGCAUGCUAAUUAUCAAGUUUUCCAACAACUUAACAUCAAAAUUUUCUACAUAACAUUGAUCGAGUUUGUUCUUGUUUGAGAUAUGUCAAGGACUGCCAAGCUUGUCGCGUUGAUGAACAUUGCUCGACCAAGGAAAGCUAGGAAGGCUGGGCAUCAACACCGCCACAUGAGUCAAUUUUCUGCCGUACAGGCAGUGGAAUAUCAUCAAGAGCUUGAAAAGGAAGAUAUAGAUUGUGCAGGAGAAAUGUGUAGUAAGAAGGGCAAUUGGGUGCCACACCCACGUAGUGGUAUAUACUUCCCUGAAGGACAAGAUUGGGUGCUGAAUGAUGUCCCUGAAAAUUCAGCUUCAUUAGGACAAUCACAUACUUAUUGGCUCAGGAACGUCUAUGGAGUUGAAAAGCAUGACCCUGAUAUGCUUUCUGCUGAUCAUUAUUUCCUUACGGAAGAUCAUGCAUAGUUUAUUUGAUUUAUAUAAAUAAUAUACGCCUUAAUUAUUAUGAUAACUAACCAAUUUGUAUUAGGACUCACAUUAAUUGUACCAGUAAUUUUGUUUCAUAGCUAGCUACUAAAAUAUUCAAUAUUCAGUUGGGUGUAAACGAGCUGAGCCGAGCUUCUGAGAUCGGCCAUUAAUUCUCAUUAAUGAUUGACUAUAAUUAAUAUACUUCAAUAUAUACCCC